This is a messenger RNA of Aspergillus caelatus, 2757 nucleotides long. RefSeq names its product argonaute/piwi family protein. The record is from RefSeq and is a predicted model, not a curated record. Gene Ontology annotation, molecular function: protein binding; RNA binding. The transcript has 3 exons. Bases 1 to 2757 code for a protein of 918 amino acids. NCBI's taxonomy places the organism in Eukaryota, Fungi, Ascomycota, Eurotiomycetes, Eurotiales, Aspergillaceae.
AUGAGUCAUGCCAAAAGCCUCUGCCCUAUCGCUCGCCCCGAGUACGGGAUAUCAGGAAGUCCUAUCAUCCUGCGAGCCAAUCACUUCGAGGUGCACUUACCGCACGACUUGCACUUAUUUCGAUACAGUGUGCAUGUCACUCAUCCGUCGAAGGACGGGCUCCCAGAGAAGAACGCGCGGAGAGCAACUCCCCAGGUCAUUCUGUUGCUGCUGAGAGACCAUUUCUCCGACUACUUCCAGGGGAUUGCCACCGAUGGAUACCAAACCCUCAUCUCCAAACACAGACUGAUGUUACAGGAUGUUCCUUACCCGGUGUUAUACCAAGGGACUGCCUAUCAUGUCACACUCACAUUGAAUGGUAGUCUAAACUUUGCUCGCCUUCACCGACUACCCGGCCUACCGGUCGGUCUUCAAUCAGCUGCGCCCAGCAGAGCGGAAUACCUCCAGGCAUUGAAUAUCAUUCUAGGCCAUCAUCCAAAGUUCACAUCGCCGGCCUUGGUCUCCACCAGCAACGCCUAUUUUGACCGUCGUGCUUCACGCAUCGAUCUAGGCUCGGGUUUACACACCCUCCGGGGACUCCAUGCGGUCAUUCGAGAAGCUCAAACCCGGCUUUGUCUCAAUGUGGCUCCAAAGUUUUCCAUUUGUUACAAUGACGGUCCACUGGACCAUGUCCUGAUCGACUACAUGCGCGAGAAUGGCUCGGAUAUGCGCAAGCUCGCGGCAUUCGUCGGUAAUCUUCGCGUGGAACUCAUACAUCUCAAUGGCCGACGAAGCUCGGGAAAGCGAUCACCCCGGAUAAAAACCAUCGUUGGACUAGCGUCACCAGAGGAUGGGCGAGACAUGUUCCAACCCCCUCUCGUGCGGCACUUUGGGGCUGGGGCCAGGGCUGUCGAAUUUUACCGCGAUACAUCGUGCGAGAAACCGGGACUCUCCAGUGUCACCGAACCGGGAAGCAAAAAGAGGAAGGCCCCGAUGGACAAUGGAUAUGUGAGUGUGUACGACCACUUCCGGACAACUUAUAAUAUCGUGAUCCGUGACCCAUGGCUUCCGGUGGUCAAGGUUGGCAGUAUCUCAAAUCCUUCGUAUCUCCCCGCCGAGGUGUGUCGGGUAUUGCCUGGUCAAGGUCUUCGCCGUCGCCCAACUACUGCACAGUCCCAAGAGGUCUCCCGUCUUGCCGUGAGCCACGCCCGUUCACGCCAUGGACUCGGGUCGAGCCCGGCUGAAAUGCGGGCCAUCCUGGGGUUGCAUGGCUCUCAUGGACCCUCGUUGAGCUCGUUCGGCCUGAAAAUCUCUUCCGAAAUGAUGACCGUCCCCGGUCGUGUCCUACCCGGUCCAUCGAUCGUCUACCGACACGGCAAAGAGGCUGGUGUGCGGUCGGGGGCGUGGAAUUUGCUGGGCCUGAGGUUCCAGGAGAGCACCAAGCUUGCCGGAUGGACGUAUCUAUACUUUCCAGGAACCUCAGACCCCGGCUGGUAUCGCCAGGAUCAACAGUCGAUGGAGGGUGCCUUAAGCAACCUUUACGCGCGCAUGAAAAACGCUGGAAUGAAUAUUCCGCCACCCCGUCUGCCCGGUAUUCGCGUCUCGCCCUCCAGAGACGAUGAUGGGUUGGACCACGCGAUGGACACUUUCCUUGGUUUAUCCUUGACCUUUCUAAUUAUUAUUCUUCCACGGCAAGAUGAAAGGCUUUACAAUCGCGUGAAGUAUCUCUGUGAUGUGCGGAAAGGAAUCCCCAAUAUCUGCGUUGUCUCCCCUCGAUUUUUACGGGCGAAGGAUGAAUAUCUGUCGAACGUGGUUUUCAAGAUGAACUUGAAAUUCGGGGGGUUGAACCACACCCUCCCGGCUCUCAGUCUCUCCAUCAUCCACGAGGGAAAGACUAUGGUGGUCGGUGUGGACGUGACCCAUCCUACAUCCAGCAACUCCUCGCCGGACACCCCCAGUGUGGCUGCGAUGGUCGCCUCGACCGAUCCAUUCCUGGGGCAAUGGCCUGGCGCCGUGCGCGUCCAACCGGCUCGUCAGGAAAUCGUUUGUGAGAUCGACAAGCUCCUGUUAUCCCGACUCCAUCUGUGGCAGAAGCGCAACCACGGUGCUCUGCCCGAAAACAUUCUCGUAUACCGCGACGGAGUUUCCGUGACCCAAUAUGGCAGUGCCCUCAAUACCGAGCUCCCUCUGCUGCAGAAAGCGUGUGCAGGCCUGUAUGAGAAUCAUCAUCGCCCACCACCUCGCUUUACCAUCGUUCUCGUGGAGAAGCGCCAUCAGAUCCGGUUUCAGACGGCCGAUGGCAGACCAUCCGGGUCCAGACCACCGCUGCACCGGAGCAGUAACCCCCCCAAUGGUACGGUCGUAGAUCGAAGGAUCACCGACAGCCAAACCUGGGACUUUUACAUUCAGUCUCACGCUGCCCCUCGGGGUACUGCUCGUCCGGGACAUUACGUGGUGCUCUUUGAUCAAAUCUUCCAGGGCGCUCUCCAACGCCAAAACCGACGAGGAGGGGACUCGAAUGUGGCCGAUGCGCUUCAGGCGCUGACGUAUCACUUAUGUUACCUCUAUGCUCGUGCGACUCGAGUGGCCAGUAUCUGUCCACCCGUAUUCUAUGCGGAUUUGGCCUGUUCUCGGGCACGCUGCUACCUGCAGGAGGUGAUGAAACCUUUCUCCGGGAAGGUCCCCUCCUCCUCCUCCUCCUCCUCCUCCUCCUCCCGACCACGGCUCCUGGAUAUCGGCCCGCAUGAGAAGAUCAAGGAUACCAUGUUUUACAUCUAG